AUGUCUAACAAAAAUGAAAUUAACAUGGACAAUACUCCCAAAACCUACGGCCCAAAGGCUACGGUGGCACACGUUGUUUCGUGGUAUGAGAGUAUAUUGUUUAUAUUUCAUCCGACCGGAAGUUUUCUAUCGGGAUUCCUGCAAGAAAGAUAUGGAAGGAAACAGUGCAUGAUUCUCGCCAACGUCCCCAGUAUUUUCGGAUGGAUAUUGCUGUACUACACACACUCCACAGUUUCACUUUACUCGUCCACCGUGCUGAUGGGCUUGGGCAUAGGAUUCAGCGAAGCCUCGAUAUCGUCGUACGUCGGCGAAAUAACCGAACCGAGACUCAGGGGAUCGAUGGCUUCAUUGGCAAACGUCGCAUUGCUGAGUACACUUUGUCCGAUCACGUGUAUAUGCCUUGUGAUUUUGAUUCCAGAGUCUCCAGUGUGGCUGGUUUCCAAAGCGAAAAACGAAAAAGCCGAAAAUUCCUUGUGUUGGUUAAGAGGAUGGGUAGAACCCGAAAUUGUCAAAACCGAACUCCUUGAACUCAUCCGAUAUAACGAAGUACCUGGAACUCAUCGAAGAACGGCCGAUGUUAAUCCAGUGUACCUUGGAGACCGUAGGUAUACCAGUAAAAUCGUGACAGAAGUUGGUAUAUCGAAUAAUCAAAGUUUGCUUUUGGUAGUUUUUGCUGUAGUACAAACUAUUGGAUCCUCGAUAGUUGUAUUGACCGUCCAUUAUCUGGGGAAAAUUUUUUUGACUAAUUUGACAUUUUUUAUCAACACAUUAUUGAUGUUUCUAUUCGGUAUCUACAUUGUAGCAAUUAAGAAUGGCUAUAUAUACUCAAUUACUUGGAUUCCUAUAACUUAUAUAUUAUGUGGCAUUAACUUUUUUGGAGCUUCAGUCAUUAUUUUGCCAUGGAUAGCCCGAGGUAUUGCGACUGGGUCAUCUGCAGGAUUGUCUUAUUUAUUAAUAUUCAUAUUAACAAAAUCAUACAUAGAAAUAGAGAUUCUAUUGACCUUGGAAUACACUAUGGUUCUCUUUGGUUGUUUGGGCAUUUUUGGAUCACUCUACUUAUACUUUUAUUUACCAGAAACGGAAAAUAAAACACUAUUAGAAAUCGAAGAAUUUUUAACAUAA
Messenger RNA from Macrosiphum euphorbiae (potato aphid), 1122 nucleotides. Lineage: Eukaryota; Metazoa; Arthropoda; Insecta; Hemiptera; Aphididae. The record is from the annotation of a GenBank genome assembly.